UGCGGAGUACACCGGCUGUGGACACACCGUGCAUACAAAGCCACACCAGCCCUGCGCCGCCUACUCAUGACUCUGGCUAUUAUGUCAUUCCAGCACAACGUUUACAAGUGGUGUCGCGACCAUCGCGUGCAUCACCGGUACGCCGACACCGACGCCGACCCCCAAGACAUACGGCGCGGCUUUUUCUUUGCCCACAUCGGUUGGCUCGUCUGCCGUAAGCACCCGGCGGUGAUCCGGGCCAGCAGGACCAUUGACAUGUCCGACUUGGACCACGAUCCAUUGAUACAGUUUGAUCGCCGCUAUCACGUGCCACUAGCGGUGGUCAUAUGGGGUGCUAUACCGACGCUAAUACCAUGGUAUUUUUGGUCGGAGAAUCUGUGGGUAGCGUUGUUUGUAUGCGUGUUUUACCGGCAUGCUUUCACGUUGAACGUCACCUGGAGUUUGGCCAGCGUUGCCCACGUGUUUGGUAAUAAGCCAUACGAUAAACACAUUAGCGGUACUGAUUGCCCGAUGGAGUACGUAAUGAUGGGCGAGAGUUAUCAUAAUUAUCAUCAUACAUACCCAUGGGAUUAUUCACAAUGUGAACAUGGAAAGUUUGUCGCAUUUAACCCUGGCACUUUGUUUAUCGACUUUUUUGCGUGGUUAGGCUGGGCGUACGAUCUCCGCAAACCAUCCAGGGAGAAUGUUAAAAAUAGAAAAUUGCACACAGGCCAGACUAUACCUAGAUAUUAG
Molecule: messenger RNA, 732 nt
Organism: Medioppia subpectinata
Lineage: Eukaryota; Metazoa; Arthropoda; Arachnida; Sarcoptiformes; Oppiidae
Source: the annotation of a GenBank genome assembly